Molecule: messenger RNA, 1669 nt
Organism: Chanos chanos (milkfish)
Lineage: Eukaryota; Metazoa; Chordata; Actinopteri; Gonorynchiformes; Chanidae
Product: importin subunit alpha-1-like
Exons: 11
Coding region: 89-1669 (526 amino acids)
Biological process (GO): protein import into nucleus
Cellular component (GO): cytoplasm
Molecular function (GO): nuclear import signal receptor activity; protein binding
Source: RefSeq, a predicted model, not a curated record
CUUAGAUUCUGUUUAGCUUAUCACAUUUGUAUUAUCUGUCUACUGGACACAACGAAGUUAACUCUCAAAGCCCGUUUUAGAGAGUACAAUGUCUGCUGUGGGCGACAAUGGCGCACGACUGAGUCAGUUUAAAAAUAAAGGAAAGGAUGCCAAUGAAUUGAGGCGUAGGAGAAUUGAGGUAAAUGUCGAGCUUCGGAAGGCGAAGAAAGAGGAGCAGAUCCUUAAAAGGAGAAAUGUCAGCUGUUUCCCAGAAGAUGCUAACUCUCCAUUGCAAGAGAAAAACCAAAACGGGCAGCCUUCACCUCUCUGGAAUGUAGAAGAGAUAGUAAGUGGCAUAAACAGUCAAAGCCUUGAUCAUCAGUUACAGGCUACACAAGCAGCAAGGAAACUGCUGUCUAGAGAAAGGCAUCCCCCUAUAGAUCAAAUCAUCAGUGCUGGCCUUAUUACCAAAUUUGUGGACUUCCUUUGGCUGGCGGAUUGUCCCCCCAUUCAGUUUGAGGCAGCGUGGGCUUUGACCAACAUCGCGUCAGGGACUUCUGAACAGACGAGGGCCGUGGUGGAAGGGGGUGCCAUUCCCGCCUUCAUCCGUCUGGUUUCCUCCCCGCACCCUCAUGUCAGUGAACAGGCUAUCUGGGCUUUGGGCAAUAUUGCUGGUGAUGGCUCUACCUACAGAGACAAAGUCAUUAAACAUGGAGCCAUUGAUCCCCUUCUUGACCUGUUGUCCAUUCCUGACCUGUCUGUGUUCUCUCCCGGGUAUCUGAGGAACGUUACGUGGACUCUGUCUAACUUGUGCCGCAACAAGAACCCAGCUCCCCCUCUGACAGCCAUCCAACAGAUUCUCCCCACUCUGCUUCGGCUGCUUCACCACGAUGACAAAGAAGUGCUCGCCGACACGUGCUGGGCCGUGUCGUAUUUGACGGACGGUCCAAACGAGCGGAUCGAGGUGGUGGUGCAGGCAGGACUGGUCCCGCGACUGGUGCAGCUUCUGCACUGUGGAGACAUCGCCAUCGUGACUCCAUCUCUGCGAGCAGUAGGUAACAUUGUGACGGGCACAGACGAGCAGACCCAGAGCGUGCUGAAUGCCGGAGCUCUGUCAAUGUUUCCCGCCCUGCUGCGCCAUCAUAAGACUAACAUCCAAAAGGAGGCAGCCUGGACACUAUCCAACAUUACCGCAGGGAAGAGCACACAGAUUCAGGAGGUCAUCAACGCUGGCCUGGUGCCACUGCUGGUGGAGAUUCUUCAGCAGGGAGACUACAAGACCCAGAAGGAGGCAGUAUGGGCCAUCACUAAUUUUACAAGUGGGGGAACCAUUGAGCAAGUGGUGUAUCUUGUUCAGUGUAACGUUCUGGUACCUCUCCUCAGUCUUCUCUCAGCCAAGGACACCAAGAUCAUUCUCGUCAUUCUAGAUGCAAUUAAUAACAUUUUCAUGGCUGCGGAGAAAACUGGAGACACUGACCGACUCUGUUUAAUGAUUGAGGAAUGUGGAGGAUUAGACAGAAUUGAAGCGCUCCAGUCUCAUGAGAAUGAAAUGGUCUACAAAGCUGCACUCAGCCUUAUUGAUAAAUACUUUUCAGGGGAGGAGGAAGAAGAUGAGUCCAUUGCUCCAGAAACAACCAAUGGUGGUUAUGCCUUUCACAUCGGAGAAAACCAGAGCACUUUUGAUUUUUAA